GCACGAUAUUAGCACAACCGCAAGCGAAAGAAGUCACACCAACGAUCCAUGUGGUUUGUCUCACUUUAUCAUGCUUGCGAUCUUACUCUAUCAUCCGUUUGCCUGAUGCUCCAUCUGAAAUACUCGGCACGAUAUUCGACUUGUACUUUUCGCCCCGUAGAAUUCUCAACUACACAGUCCAGUGUAUUUGCGAACGUCUUGAUACCCCUAUGUUUCAGAUAGAGCACCAGGCCUAAUUAAAGUGAGACGGCCUAGGUUUGUCGCCCGUUUGGAUACUUACACUAGAGCCCGCUGGUUUCGUUCUGUCUCUCUCGAUCAUUUUUCGUUCUCUUUCUAAACCAACUGCGCGGAGCUGGAUGCGCAUUAAAGUGGUGGGGAUAGAAGCGCUCGGAAAACAGAGGUUGGCUACAGUUAGCUCAGUUACACGCAGUUACUCAGUUGGUUAUAGUGUAUUGAAGAGGUUGUAGUCUACGUAGGUGCUGAAAUUUGUCAAAUAACAGUGGUUGGCAAAAUAUUUAUAUACGUAUAGAUCUUCUGUAAAGGAAAAUCAUGUCGUUGGCAGAUGAACUUUUGGCGGAUCUUGAAGAAAAUGACGAUUCUGACCAUAUUAUGGAAGAACCGGAACCGGAUUUCAUCCCGGCUUCUGUUUCCAAAACCAUCGAAGAAGAAAUAAAAGUUGCUUCUGUAAGAGAAUUGGCAAAAUUAGGAGACUCGGAACAGUUGAAAAAAGUUAUGUCUCAUAUUGAAAAAUAUAGCAAAGUUCCUAGAAAGUCGAUUGAUAUUAUUGGACCUGUUGAAUCUGAUCCUGAAUAUCAACUUAUCGUUGAAGCAAAUAAUAUGGCUGUAGAUAUUGAUGACGAAAUAGCUACCAUACAUAGAUUUACAAGAGACAAAUAUUCCAAAAGGUUCCCAGAAUUAGAAUCAUUAGUUGUUGGUCCUUUGGAAUAUGUAAUGACAGUUAGAGAAUUAGGAAAUGAUUUAGACAGAGCAAAAAAUAAUGAGAUAUUACAACAAUUUCUUACUCAGGCAACAAUCAUGGUAGUUUCAGUUACUGCAUCAACAACACAAGGACAGUUACUAACAGAAGAUGAGAAGGAAGCUAUUUGUGAAGCCUGUGAUAUGGCAGUGGAAUUGAAUAAUUGUAAAUCGAAAAUAUUUGAAUACGUAGAGAGUAGGAUGGCAUUUAUUGCACCAAAUUUGUCUGUAAUAGUAGGUGCAUCCACUGCAGCAAAAAUAAUGGGUGUCGCUGGAGGUUUAACUAAAUUAUCAAAAAUGCCAGCAUGUAAUAUUUUAGUACUUGGAUCUCAGAAAACAACAUUAUCCGGAUUUUCACAAGUGGCAACUCUACCACACACUGGUUUCAUAUACUAUUCUGAUAUUGUUCAAGAAACUCCACCUGAUUUAAGGCGGAAGGCAGCAAGACUUGUUGCAGCCAAAAGUAUGUUGGCUGCUCGUGUUGACGCUUGUCAUGAAAGUACAGAUGGUCAUAUUGGUCAAAUGUUUCGUGAAGAAAUAGAGAAAAAGUUAGAUAAGCUUCAAGAACCACCACCUGUAAAAUUUGUAAAGCCUCUACCAAAACCUAUUGAUCCAGGUCGAAAGAAACGCGGUGGCAGACGCGUCAGAAAAAUGAAAGAACGCUAUGCCAUUACUGAAUUCAGGAAACAUGCAAAUAGAAUGAAUUUUGCUGAUAUUGAAAAUGAUGCUUAUCAAGAAGAUCUCGGUUAUACUCGUGGUACAAUUGGCAAGGCAGGCACAGGUCGCAUUAGGUUACCUCAAAUUGAUGAGAAAACAAAAGUGCGAAUAUCGAAAACACUUCAGAAAAAUUUACAGAAACAGCAGCAAUGGGGUGGAAGUACAACAGUCAAAAAACAGGUCUCUGGUACAGCAUCCAGUGUCGCAUUCACGCCAUUGCAGGGCUUGGAAAUUGUAAAUCCGCAAGCAGCAGAAAAGAAAGUGAAUGAAGCUAAUGCGAAAUAUUUCUCAAACACAGCUGGUUUUCUGAAAGUAAAAAAAUAAAUAACAGUUUAAAAUAAUAGGUAUUGCUAUGAGUAAAACAAUAAUUUUAUAUUUAGUUUUUAUAAAAUACUUUAUUUAUAUGUAUAUAUAUAUAAGUAACUGUUAUACAAUGUACACAAUAAACAGUCAUUUCAUACUAACAACAAA
Megalopta genalis is the source of this 2163-nucleotide messenger RNA. It is a transcript of the gene Prp31, whose product is annotated as pre-mRNA processing factor 31. Gene Ontology annotation, cellular component: precatalytic spliceosome; U4/U6 x U5 tri-snRNP complex; U4 snRNP. The record is from RefSeq and is a predicted model, not a curated record. Lineage: Eukaryota; Metazoa; Arthropoda; Insecta; Hymenoptera; Halictidae. Gene Ontology annotation, biological process: mRNA splicing, via spliceosome; spliceosomal tri-snRNP complex assembly.